Molecule: messenger RNA, 948 nt
Organism: Cornus florida
Lineage: Eukaryota; Viridiplantae; Streptophyta; Magnoliopsida; Cornales; Cornaceae
Exons: 1
Coding region: 1-948 (315 amino acids)
Biological process (GO): chloroplast organization; regulation of DNA-templated transcription
Cellular component (GO): chloroplast
Molecular function (GO): double-stranded DNA binding
Source: RefSeq, a predicted model, not a curated record
AUGAACUUUGAAACUCUAGACAAACCCGACUCUAUUCUCACACUCUUCAGAAACCAUGGAUUUACCGAAACCCAGAUCUCAGUGCUCAUCAGAAAACUCCCUCUGGUACUCGUGCUGGAUCUCGAUAAAACCCUUUUGCCCAAAAUCGAAAUUUUCCAAUCUAAAGGUGUUUCAACCGAAGACAUUAUCAAAAUACUCUCUGCAGCACCAGGUGUUUUCAGAAGAAGUUUGGAAAACCAAAUCAUCCCAACGUACAAUUUUUUCAAGGCAUUGCUGAAGACCGAAGAAAAAACUAUUGUCGUUAUUAAACGCUUUGCUGGGAUUUUGUUGUAUGAUGAUCUUCACAUAUAUAUAGAACCCAAUAUUGAAGCUCUGAGAGAAAUAGGUGUGCCCAAAUCGAAUAUUGUGGUUCUCUUUACAAAAAAACCUCAAGCUUUCACGGCUAUUGCUGAUAGGUUUAAAAAGAUUGUGAAGGAAGUAAAGAAAAUGGGUUUUAACCCUACAACAAUGAUGUUUGGUGCAGCAAUUCAUGCACUGAUGGCAAUGAGUAAAUCAACUUGGGAAAAGAAGGUAGAGGUUUAUAAGAAGUGGAGUUUAUCUGAGGAUGAGAUUUUGGUGGCUUUUGGGAAGAAUCCAAGGUUUAUGAUGGUAUCAGAGGAUAAUAUUAUGGGGAUAAUGAAUUUUUUUGUCAAUAAAAUGGGUUGGGAGUCUUCGAUUGUUGUGAGGAGGCCAGUGCUUGCUUCCCUGAGCUUGGAGAAGAGGAUCAUUCCAAGGUGUUUGGUUUGUGAAAUUUUGUUGUUGAAAGGUCUGAUUAAAAAGGAUUUUGGCUUGGAUUGGUUCUUGGAGUCUCCUGAAAGUUAUUUCCUAAAGAAUUUUGUGAAAAAAUAUGAGGAAGAAGCUCCUGAGCCUUUGAAGUUAUAUCAGGAGAAGUUGAAUCUUUCAAAAUAA